ACCCUCCGUACCUUUCUGCGCAUGUGCGAAAUAGCAGGCAAGAAACCGGCAUGUCGUCAGCCAUAUUAGCAAUCUUUUACCACGUUGUUCGAAGAGGUUCAUUGAAAGUUUUUUUCAGUUCUUUUCUCUGGUUAUUUAAGCAGAUCAUAAGAUGGAUGUUUCGCAAGGACGAUCACCGGAAUUCACCCGAUUCUCUUUCUGUGAGCAAACAACCCAAAUCCUGGUAUCGCUGUUGUGUUUGUGGGACAACGUCUCGAAAAACACCAGACAGGAAAUUCUUCAGAUUUCCUAAGGAUCCUAUUAGAUCAAAACAAUGGGCUGCCGCAUGCAGUAAUCAAGACUUGUUAAAUAUAAUCACCAACUGA
This is a messenger RNA of Stegodyphus dumicola, 365 nucleotides long. RefSeq names its product 52 kDa repressor of the inhibitor of the protein kinase-like. Lineage: Eukaryota; Metazoa; Arthropoda; Arachnida; Araneae; Eresidae. The record is from RefSeq and is a predicted model, not a curated record.